UCAGCAAUUUCCACGUUGAUUUAACUAUUUUGACUUGCUUUGACUCACUUUGACGUGAAAUCUCUCGCUUUCUCUCCAAGCUGCUCUCUUUGGGUCACACCAUUUUCAUAAAUAAAUAAAUAAAAAAAAAAAACUACAAUGUCUCUUGAAGAGAAUUUCCAGAAAGCUGCUGAAGAUGUUAAAAAUUUAAAAGGCAAGCCAAGUGAUGAGGAUCUUUUGGAGAUUUAUGGCUACUAUAAACAAGCAACAAUUGGUGAUUGUAACACAGAUAAACCUGGUUUCUUUGACAUGAAAGGAAAAGCUAAAUGGGAAGCAUGGAACAAACUAAAAGGAUCAAGCCAAGAUGAUUCAAAAGAAAAAUACAUUGCAAAAGUUAAAUCUCUUAUUGAAUCAUUAGGCUUAAAUUAAAAAACUCCAUUACUCAAAAUAAUUAUCUCUUCAUAAUAAAUAUUAAAAGCACAAAAAAAAAUAACUUCAAAUU
Messenger RNA from Aphidius gifuensis, 481 nucleotides. RefSeq names its product acyl-CoA-binding protein (gene Acbp1). The transcript is spliced from 3 exons. The record is from RefSeq and is a predicted model, not a curated record. Gene Ontology annotation, molecular function: fatty-acyl-CoA binding. The coding region runs from base 139 to 408 and encodes 89 amino acids. NCBI's taxonomy places the organism in Eukaryota, Metazoa, Arthropoda, Insecta, Hymenoptera, Braconidae. Gene Ontology annotation, biological process: fatty acid metabolic process.